Molecule: messenger RNA, 3363 nt
Organism: Pelobates fuscus (common spadefoot toad)
Lineage: Eukaryota; Metazoa; Chordata; Amphibia; Anura; Pelobatidae
Gene: DDX20
Product: DEAD-box helicase 20
Exons: 11
Coding region: 10-2541 (843 amino acids)
Biological process (GO): spliceosomal snRNP assembly
Cellular component (GO): SMN complex
Molecular function (GO): RNA helicase activity; ATP binding; RNA binding
Source: RefSeq, a predicted model, not a curated record
GACGGGAAGAUGGCGGCGCACACGCUGGGAGCUCGGCCUCGGACCGGCGAUGUGCUGCAAGGACCCGGGGAAGCUCCGGACUUCAACUCGCUGCUCCUAUCUCGGCCCGUGCUGGAGGGACUGGAGGCCGCGGGGUUUAGCAGGCCGUCCCCGAUCCAGAGCAAGGCCAUACCGCUAGGGAGGUGCGGCCUAGAUUUAAUUGUACAAGCCAAGUCUGGGACAGGAAAAACAUGCGUGUUCUCUACAGUUGCACUAGAUUCUUUGAUCCUAGAAAACUUAACAACUCAGAUAUUGGUGUUGGCACCCACGAGAGAAAUUGCAGUUCAGAUCCACGCAGUGAUAACUUCUAUUGGAAGUCGCAUGGAAGGUCUUCAAUGCCAUGUCUUUAUAGGGGGUACUCCACUGCCACUGGAUAAAACAAGGCUCAAGAAGUGCCACAUUGCAGUUGGCUCUCCUGGCCGAAUAAAGCAGUUAAUAGAAAUUGGUUAUCUUAACACAGCCAGCAUCCGCCUUUUCAUUCUUGAUGAAGCUGAUAAGCUUUUGGAAGAAGGGAGCUUCCAGGAUCAAAUUAACUGGAUAUAUUCUUCUCUUCCUGCCAACAAGCAAAUGCUGGCUGUUUCAGCUACUUACCCUGAAUCCUUGGCAAAAGCACUUACAAGAUACAUGAGGGAGCCAACAUUUGUCAGGUUGAAUGUGUCGGACCCCAGUCUGCUUGGCCUGAAGCAGUAUUACAAAGUGGUUAAUUCAAACCCCCUGCCUCAUAAAAUAUUUGAAGAAAAGGUGCAGCAUUUGCAAGAGUUGUUCAGCAGAGUUCCUUUCAAUCAAGCUUUGGUGUUUUCCAACUUUCACAGCAGGGCUCAACACUUGGCUGAUAUUCUGACUUCUAAAGGCUUUCCUUCUGUUUGUAUCUCUGGUAGUAUGAAUCAAAACCAGAGACUGGAUGCUAUGUCCAAACUAAAGCAGUUUCAUUGCCGUGUCCUAAUUUCAACCGAUCUUACUUCACGUGGGAUUGAUGCAGAGAAAGUAAACUUGGUUAUUAAUCUGGAUGUACCACAAGACUGGGAGACCUACAUGCACCGCAUUGGACGAGCUGGUCGUUAUGGUACCUAUGGUUUGUCUGUCACUUACUGCUGUCGAGGAGAAGAAGAGAAUUUAAUGCUGGCUAUUGCUCAGAAAUGCAAUCUUCACCUCCUCACUUUACCUGAUCCUAUUCCAGAAGGUUUAAUGGAAGAAACCUGUAACUGGGAUGUUGAGGUCACUGCUGUAAAAUCCUUGUCUGAAGAAUUUGCUUCUAAAACCCAAGAGAUUGACAUUGUCAAGUCUUCAGUACUGAGCAGCAGUUCUUUCCUAGAAAUCCAGGCAGAGAAAAACCCCAUCAAAGUGACACAGCCAAAAGUAAAAAAAGUGACCAAAAAAAGGUCUACAGAAAAAGGAAGCCCACCUGGAUGGAAAAAAGUUGAUCCUGUUAAUCUCCCUAAGGAACCAGACAACACUGACAAAAUAAAGAGACCAUCAGAAAAGGUUGAAGACAAAAUAAAGAGACCAUCAGAAAAGGUUGAAGACAAAAUAAAGAGACCAUCAGAAAAGGUUGAAGACAAAAUAAAGAGACCAUCAGAAAAGGUUGAAGACAAAAUAAAGAGACCAUCAGAAAAGGUUGAAGACAAAAUAAAGAGACCAUCAGAAAAGGUUGAAGACAAAAUAAAGAGACCAACAGAAAAGGUUGAAAACAAAACACAUCCAGAACAAUCGCAGUACUCUUUUCCCAAAAUUCCCAGCUUGGCUUCAUUCAAACGUCCUGUUGUUUGCACUUCUUCAUUUGCUGAGUUGGUUGAAGACUAUGAGCAAUUUAUUAAGGAAGGCCUUGAAAAACAUGUGGAAAUCAUCCGAAUUUAUACAGGCCCUGGUGACUCACAUGAUAAUCACAUUUUGGAAGACCCAGGAAAAGAAAUUGACCAUGAAGCAAAGAUGGAAGAAACCAUAAAUAUGACAGAAAAAUCUAACCUAAGUGAAAAUUCUUACAGUGAAAGUGAAGAUGACAGCUUUUCAAUUUCUUCAUCUGAGAGUGAAGAAAGCAGUCUAGAUUUAGAUCAAACACACAAGCAGGAGAGAUCCUCAGACCCAGAUGUCUCUUCUAGAAGUGUAGUGCACACUGCUGUGUGUAACUCAAACACAAGUCUGUCAUCGGCAUCAGUGGAUCCGAUCGAGGAGGCAAGCUUGGUUGAAACGCAACUAGAAGAGGAGGUCGUUGUCGGCAAAUCUAGAAAGUCAAAGAAAAGAAAUAGACAAGCAGCCCACCUGUCCAGAAGAGAACUCUGCCAAGAUGGGCGAGAUGAUCUAUACAAGUUAGAUUACAGGAAUCCUAAUGGCUUCCCUUAUGGCAAUAUGAGCUAUGCUGACUACUGGCGUUCUUAUUACCAAGCCUGGCAGACAUACCACUCUGCCCUAUCCAGUUCUUACUAUCGCAAUGUCUACAAGCGGUCUAACUGGAUGUCUGCAUAUCACAUGCACUCCGUGUACCUCCAUGAGAUGCUAAAACCAUAACGUGCCCUUUUCCUCUACAUGAGCAAGCAUACAUUUCUAUUUGAGGAAAUAUAUUUUCCAUUGCCUUAAAUACCCCUUACUAUAUACUAUCCAUAUGCCAGUAUCAUGAAAUAUUCUGAUAUUUCAUGUGCUUACAGGAAAACAAAAAUAUCUGGAAUAAACCAUUCCAAUUUUGGGAUGUGUUUCAGUUCCCCUAACCUGUUCUAACAAAAAAAAAAUGUUCAAAAAAUUGAUCUCUUAUUUUUCUAUAGUAAAAUGGCUGAGUGAGGUGAGAAGAAGCUGUCCAUAACUGGAAAUGUGUGGAUAUACUCCGCAUUAUUUUAAUAUGUUGCAUGAUGAUUUUAUAAAACCUAAUUUAGUCCGACAAUGCAUAAUAACUUUGUAGAACAAUUAUUUGACUUCCGUGGACUAUUUCAGUGUAGUGCUAUGAUUUAAGGCAUUCCCCAUAAACUGCACAGAUUUACAUCGAUAUGUUCGCAACACUGAAAUCUUAAUUUCCAAAAUGUUUACAUGAAAGUAAUGUACAUUUUCAAAUACAGCAAAAAUGCUUUGUGAAUAUAUAUUGUAUACUGCUGUUCAGUGAAAUAAAUUAGAAUUAUUAGGCAAAACCACAUAUGCAGAAAUAAAAAAAAAAAACAUAACUGUAACUGUGUUAAGCAUGCUCCUCCGGUAUUAAGUUUCAAGCUGACAGUAUCCAGUUUUUGUCUUUUAAUGCAGUUGGAAGGAGGACUUUUCCUGUCUUGUACAUCUAUAAUGUUGAUUACAUGUAAUACAGGGUAGAUUUCAUUUUGACACAUAUUAAGGCUCUAAACAUUGUAAUGA